Lactuca sativa (garden lettuce) is the source of this 1722-nucleotide messenger RNA. RefSeq lists its product as uncharacterized. The record is from RefSeq and is a predicted model, not a curated record. Lineage: Eukaryota; Viridiplantae; Streptophyta; Magnoliopsida; Asterales; Asteraceae.
ACAUUCGACCUGAAAAUAUAAAAUCCCUAAAUUGAACUUUCGCUUAUUCCUCACAUUGUUCACAAGUACACCAGUUACGUGAAAACCCUCGUCUGACCACCACUGCCGUCGUCAAGUACUUGAGAAACCAGACACAUAGAGAUGCCGGAGCCGGAGAAAGUCGACGCUUCGUCUCAGCCUUUAGCCACCGGAAUGCAACAACAAUUAUACAAACGUCUUCUGAAUGAACAGGUUCAAAAGCUAAGGAAACAAGUUCCAGUAUAUCAAACUAACAAUGAAGGAGCUGGACAUCAACCAAAAUUCAGAACUACCAUUUGGAUUGAUGGAGUGAAAUACACAUCCCCAAACACAUUUCACAACCGUAAACUGGCCGAGACAGAUGCUUCUAAAUUCACACUUUUUGCUAUAAGACAGAAGCUAAAAGACGAAGCAUUGAAUCAUCUUUGUGAGGAUAAAAUUUUCUGCAAGGCUAUUCUUAUGGAAUAUGCUGUGAGGAUGAAUACACAGAGACCGACUUAUCAGACAACUCAAUUGGGGUCAUCACCUCCAGUUUUCCGUUGUUGUUUGGUUUUUAAUGGCGCUUCUUUUACUGGAGAUGACUGUAGAAGCAAGAAGGAAGCUGAACAGUCUGCAGCACGUGCUGUUAUUUUGAAAUACUUAGAGUCUGAAACAGGAAUCAUGUUGUCAGAGAUAAUUAAGUCUAAGUUCAAUCAUAUUCCAACAAAGGAUAUUCAAAUUGCUCAGAGUGACACCAAUGUGGUAAAUGGCCUUGUUGCAUUGAAUGAGGCAAAAAGCAAUGAAGUAACCAAAAUCCCUUUACUCAUUACUACUACUACUUCUACUUCUACCCCUGUAAACAUAACUCAAACCCUAGAAACACCAAUUAUCCCAGUGUCUACAUCUACACUUCCAACUUACUCACCACCCUUAAUGACUCCACAAAUACCCACUCAAACCACCACCCCAGUGUCUACAGUUUUGGCACAGACCCCAUUAAUCCAAUCCAUUCAGACACCCACUCAAACUACUCCUGUGCCUAUACAGACUCCUCCGGUUGUUGUUGGAACUACUUUUUCUAAUGUAGUUCAACAAGACACUGCUAUCCCUGUAACACAAACACCCACUCAAACUCUUUCAAUGCCUACAGUCAUGGCACAAACACCAACUCCAAAUGUUUUGGCACAAACCCCCUCGAUUUCUGUAACAAGUAUUGCGCCUUAUAAUCCUGCAAUUCAGGUUUCUAAUAAUAGUAGUAAUAGUGUAGCUCAACCAAUAAACUCAGAGGCCUUGCUGCCACCUGUAACUGUUGCUGCUUCUUCACUUCCAGUAUCGACUCCAGUUACUGGUAAGAAGAGGAAAAAUAAAAACAAGAAAAAUGCCCAAAAGAGAAUGCGAGCUGAGAAUCAGGUGGCAAUGUCUGCCAUGUUUCAUGGUCAAGUUCCCACUUUUUCUGCACAAUAAGUCGAGCUCUGUAUCUGUAAGAAUGAUGGAUAAAGUUCCGUUUUGUUUGUGGAAGGUGUGUGUAAUGAAUGAUGAUGAUUCAUGAAGUAGACUUUUUUAGUAUAAAAAGCAAGUGAUUUGUGAUGCUGCUAGUGGCUUUGUAGUGAUAAAAGCCGUAUUUUAAAGUUGUAGGAUUAUAGUUACUGUUUGUUUGGGUAAUAACUUUUACUAUGUAACAAUAUCAUAUGUUGGUUUUCUAAUUCAUUGUAGGUUGUUACUAUA